This is a messenger RNA of Mangifera indica (mango), 1359 nucleotides long. RefSeq lists its product as uncharacterized. NCBI's taxonomy places the organism in Eukaryota, Viridiplantae, Streptophyta, Magnoliopsida, Sapindales, Anacardiaceae. The record is from RefSeq and is a predicted model, not a curated record. The coding region runs from base 121 to 1116 and encodes 331 amino acids. The transcript has 8 exons.
UGAUAACAAAAUUAAACAAAGUCCAAAACCCAAAUAAGAUAAAUCAAAGCCAAUCCCAAGAGUCAAAGACUUCUGUAACAAACCAAAGUGUGUGUUAGUUACUUCACAUUGUUCACAAUUAUGGCUACUCUUCUUGGUCUCCAAAGCCACUUGGCCCUUCCCAAAACGACGGUAAAACCCUUUGCUGUACUAAACAAAGCUGAUAAAAUGCGAAUCCCGUUCCAGCUGAAGCAAGGGCAGAACCGCCGUUACCACCAGCUGCCUUCUGGUCUGAACAUGGAGGUGAUUGAACAAACGAGAGAGAGCAACGAUAAGGUAAACCCACCUUUGGUUUUUGUUCAUGGAAGCUACCAUGCAGCUUGGUGCUGGGCUGAACAUUGGUUGCCUUUCUUUUCUGCUUCUGGGUUUGAUUGCUAUGCUGUUAGCUUACUGGGUCAGGGUGAAAGUGAUGCACCUCCUGGUACUGUUGCUGGUUCUCUCCAGACACAUGCAGAUGAUGUGGCUGACUUCAUCAAGAAAAACCUCAGCUUGCCUCCCAUCCUGCUUGGGCAUUCAUUUGGAGGGCUAAUUAUUCAGAACUAUAUUGCAAGGCUAAAAAAUGAACAAACUAUAGAACUGAAAACUCCAUAUCCAGAAUUGGGGGGAGCCGUGCUUGUUUGCUCUGUGCCUCCUUCAGGCAACAGUGGGUUAGUGUGGCGGUACCUGUUUACCAAACCUAUUGCUGCUAUUAAGGUGACGCGUAGCUUGGCGGCUAAAGCUUUUCAGACAGAUUUGUCUCUUUGUAAGGAAACAUUUUUCUCUUCAACAAUGGAAGAUCAUCUUGUCCUACGUUAUCAGGAGUUGAUGAAAGAAAGUUCAAGGAUGCCAUUGUUUGACCUGAGGAAGCUAAAUGCAUCACUUCCAGUUCCUUCAGUGCCGAAAUCUUCUAUCGAAAUUCUUGUUUUGGGUGCAAAGGAUGACUUUAUAGUGGAUGUGGAAGGACUCAGCGAAACAGGCAAGUUUUAUGGCGUGUCACCGGUCUGUGUCGAAGGGAUUGCCCAUGACAUGAUGUUGGAUUGUUCAUGGGAGAGAGGUGCAGCAGUUAUACUGUCAUGGUUAGAUGGUUUAAGCAGAUAGAACCCAGUUUCCUAUGGAGGAAACCCAUUGAGGCCAUUACUUGAUCUGUUUCAAGUGAGUGCACACACAUAGGUUUGCUUUUUCAAGCAGUAUCAUUUCAAGGCAAUAUGAAUAUGAAUUCUUGCUUCUUUUAAGCAGUUGUUGAGGCUAAGCCAAUAAUUGGCCUAGGAAGAGUUACCCAGAGAUGAAUUUAUCUUAAAAUAAUAUUUUGCUGAUAAUUUAAGCAGUUGUUAAAUUUUCAAA